AAAAAAAAAAAAAAAAAAAAAAAGAAAAAGAAAAAAAGAAAUAAAUUUUGUAUGAUAGUUUUUUGUCUUUAUGAAACUUGAUUUGUGGCUGCUAUAGAGAAGUAAAAGGAAGAAAAACAAAACUUGAUCAAUUUCAUAGAGGUCAAAGAAGCAAGAAAAAGCAGGAUGAGCAGAAAGCACUUAAUAAGAUGAUAGAAAUAAAUCAGUAUGAAAAUAUAAAUAAACUAAAUUCUCUGGUUAAAACACAGCCAGAUAUGUUUAAAACAAAACAAGCUAACUGGAAAAAUCUAUAAUUCAUUUAUAGGAGAAACAUGAUGGUUGAAAGUCAAAGGAUGACAGAGGACAGCACCAGGUAUGGAAUAUCAAACAAAUGAUUAAAUUGACACAAGAACAUAUAGAGGCCCUAUUGGACAAAUUUGGUGGGGAGCAUAAUCCACCUUCAAUAUAUCUGGAGGCCUAUGAAGAAUACACCAGCAAGCUAGAUGCCCUCCAGCAAAGAGAACAGCAGUUAUUGGAAUCCCUGGGGAAUGGAACUGAUUUUUCUGUUUCUAGUUCUGCAUCAACGGACACCGUUACAUCUUCUUCCUCUUCUAGCCUUUCUGUGCUGCCUUCAUCUCUUUCAGUUUUUCAAAAUCCCACAGAUGCAUCACGGAGCAACCCCAAGUCACCACAAAAACCUAUUGUUAGAGUCUUCCUGCCCAAUAAACAGAGGACAGUGGUACCUGCAAGGUGUGGCGUUACAGUCCGGGACAGUCUAAAGAAAGCGCUGAUGAUGAGAGGUCUAAUCCCAGAGUGCUGCGCUGUUUACAGAAUUCAGGAUGGAGAGAAGAAACCAAUUGGCUGGGACACUGAUAUUUCCUGGCUUACAGGAGAGGAAUUGCAUGUAGAAGUGUUGGAGAAUGUUCCACUUACAACCCACAACUUUGUACGGAAAACUUUUUUCACCUUAGCAUUUUGUGACUUCUGUCGAAAGCUGCUUUUCCAGGGGUUCCGCUGUCAAACAUGUGGUUAUAAAUUUCACCAGCGUUGUAGUACAGAGGUUCCACUGAUGUGUGUUAAUUAUGAUCAACUUGAUUUGCUGUUUGUCUCCAAGUUCUUUGAACACCACCCAAUACCACAGGAGGAGGCCUCCUUAGCAGAGACUGCCCUUACGUCUGGAUCAUCCCCUUCUGCACCCCCCUCCGAUUCCCUUGGGCCCCAAAUUCUCACCAGUCCGUCUCCUUCAAAAUCCAUUCCAAUCCCACAGCCUUUCCGACCAGCAGAUGAAGAUCAUCGAAAUCAGUUUGGACAGAGAGACCGGUCCUCAUCAGCUCCAAAUGUGCAUAUAAACACAAUAGAACCCGUCAAUAUUGAUGAAAAAUUCCCAGAAGUCGAAUUACAGGAUCAAAGGGACUUGAUUAGAGACCAAGGGUUUCGUAGUGAUGGAGGAUCCACCACAGGUUUGUCUGCCACGCCCCCUGCCUCAUUACCUGGCUCACUCACUAAUGUGAAAGCAUUACAGAAAUCUCCAGGACCUCAGCGAGAGAGGAAGUCAUCUUCAUCCUCAGAAGACAGGAAUCGAAUGAAAACACUUGGUAGACGGGAUUCAAGUGAUGAUUGGGAGAUUCCUGAUGGGCAGAUCACAGUGGGACAAAGAAUUGGAUCUGGGUCGUUUGGGACAGUCUACAAGGGAAAGUGGCAUGGUGAUGUGGCAGUGAAAAUGUUGAAUGUGACAGCACCCACACCUCAGCAGUUACAGGCCUUCAAAAAUGAAGUAGGAGUACUCAGGAAAACUCGACAUGUGAAUAUCCUACUCUUCAUGGGUUAUUCAACAAAGCCACAACUGGCUAUUGUUACCCAGUGGUGUGAGGGCUCCAGCUUAUAUCAUCAUCUCCACAUCAUUGAGACCAAAUUCGAGAUGAUCAAACUUAUAGAUAUUGCACGGCAGACUGCACAGGGCAUGGAUUACUUACACGCCAAGUCAAUCAUCCACAGAGACCUCAAGAGUAAUAAUAUUUUUCUUCAUGAAGACCUCACAGUAAAAAUAGGUGAUUUUGGUCUAGCCACAGUGAAAUCUCGAUGGAGUGGGUCCCAUCAAUUUGAACAGUUGUCUGGAUCCAUUUUGUGGAUGGCGCCAGAAGUAAUCAGAAUGCAAGACAAAAACCCGUAUAGCUUUCAGUCAGACGUAUAUGCUUUUGGUAUUGUUCUGUAUGAAUUGAUGACUGGACAGUUACCUUAUUCAAACAUCAACAACAGGGACCAGAUAAUUUUUAUGGUGGGACGAGGAUAUCUAUCUCCAGAUCUCAGUAAGGUACGGAGUAACUGUCCAAAGGCCAUGAAGAGAUUAAUGGCAGAGUGCCUAAAAAAGAAGAGAGAUGAGAGACCACUCUUUCCCCAAAUUCUCGCCUCUAUUGAGCUGUUGGCCCGCUCAUUGCCAAAAAUUCACCGCAGUGCAUCAGAACCCUCCUUGAAUCGGGCUGGCUUCCAAACAGAGGAUUUUAGUCUAUAUGCUUGUGCUUCUCCAAAAACACCCAUCCAGGCAGGGGGAUAUGGAGAAUUUGCAGCCUUCAAGUAGCCACACCAUCAUGACAGCAUCUACUCUUAUUUCUUAAGUCUUGUGUUCGUACAGUUUGUUAACAUCAAAACACAGUUCUGUUCCUCAACUCUUUUUAAAGAUAAAAAAUUUUCAGUGCAUAAGCUGGUGUGGAACAGAAUGGAAUUUCCCAUCCAACAAAAGAGGGAAGAAUGUUUUAGGAACCAGAAUUCUCUGCUGCCAGUGUUUCUCCUUCAACACAGAUACCACGUGCACACAAGUCUGCCCACUCCCAGGAAGAAAGGGGAGACCCUGAGAUCUGACCUUUGGUGGUCAGGCGUGAUGGAAAGAAACUGCUGCUACAGCUUGGGAGAUUUGCUCUGGAAAGUCUGCCAGUCAACUUUGCCCUUCUAACCACCAGAUCAGUAUGUGGCUCAUCAUCUGAUGGGGCAGUUGCAGUCACCAAGCCUCGUUCUCUUUCCUGUGCUGGGAUUUCGUUGUGGAGCUCUUACCCCUAGCCACCGCCGGUUCAUUUCUGAGGGAUGGAACAAAAAUGCAGCAUGCCCCUCCCGUGUGGUACAUGUUCAGUCCUUGACAGGUUUUUAUCAAAACAAAGCUAUUUUAUGGAAAUGGAGGGCGAGAGGUGAGGAGGCAGGUUUUGGUGCCAAGGAAAAGGGAAUGCUGCAUCUUUUUCCUGACCUGCUGGCUCUCUGGCCUUUGUUUUCCUUGCUCACCGCAGGGUCUGCCCAGAGGGCAGGCUGGAAGUGCGGGCGCGUCGCCUUCUUUUCCCUUUGGGUCCAGCAAUGAAGAUAAAUGUUUGGGGAUUUUUUUUUUUUUUUUCCCCUCCACGAUGUAGCAAGUUCUCAGGAAAAUACAGUUGAUAUCUUCCUCCUAAGCUCUUCCAGUCACCGAGUAUUUAUGUGGCUACUUUGUCCAAGGCACAAAAUGCCAUGGCAGUUAUCUAAUUAAAAACCUGCAAAACUGCUUGAUAACAGUUUCGAGUGUGAGACAUUUAUGUAAUUUAAAUGUAAGGUACAAGUUUUAAUUUCUGAGUUUCUUCUAUUAUAUUUUUAUUAGAAAGAAAAUAAUUUUCAGAUUGAAUUGAAUUGGAAUAAAAGAAUACUUCCCACUAGAAUUAUAUAUCCUGAAAAAUUGUAUUUUUGUUAUAUAAACAACUUUUAAAGAAAAAUCAUUAUCCUUUUCUCUACCUAAAUAUAUGGGGAGUCUUGGUAUAAUGACAAAUAUUUAUCAUUUUUAAAUUAAUGGUACUUGCUGGAUCCACACUAACAUCUUUACUAAUAUCUCAUUGUUUCUUCCAACUUACUCCUCCACUACACCCUGCAUCUCCUUUCUAGUCUUUUAUCUAGAAUAUGCAACCUCAAAUAAAAAUGGUGGUGUCUCCAUUCAUUCUCCUUCUUCCUUUUUUCCCAAGCCUGGUCUUCAAAAGGUUGAGUAAUUUGACACCUGAAUUCCCCGGGCGGAGAAUAGAGCACUUUUAGGUGUAUUGGGACUGAGAGAGGAUGUGUAAAGCCUAACGUCAGUUGUUUUUAUAGAAGGAACUGCUGUGGUGUUAAGAACCUCAUUCUUUGUAAAUGGAGAACACAGCCUAGCAUACCUUCCCGUGGCCUUUGCUAAGGCGCGGUCUGAGUCCCAGUCGCAGCAAAGAAAGUGACUCAGGAUGUAUUACUGGCAAAUACCUCCCUUACCACGAGUCUAGACUCUUAAUUAAAUCAAGAUUUAGGAAUGUGAAUCGAAUCCAAUGUAUCUAGCUCAACCAAGUUAUGUAGCCAAGGACCUGAAAGAAGUCAGACAGGACCUAUAAAGUAAAUCAGGAAGUCAGAAAUUAUUUAAAGUUUUAAAAUUAUAACUCGCCCUCCUAUCUUUCAGCCUACUAAAGCUUACUGCCAUUUGAUGGUUUUUGCUACAAUAUCUAUAUUCAGAAGAAGGCAAAUUGAAAAUUCCAUGGACCUAUAAAAAGAUUGUCCCAGUAAAAUGGAAAACAUCCUGAAGUUAUUAAUGAGUGUGAAACAGUAUGUUCUUAAGUCUUACAUGAGCAGAGCAAUAUCUUACAGAAUUCAGAAAUUGCAAAAAUGAAAAUGAUUCAUACUGACUUGAAGAGCACCUUGUGAACAUAAUGCUGCCUCUCUUUUAAAAGCAUUGUUUAUUUUUCUUUUUAAACUAUGUCCCCAUAGAUGCUUUUGAACAUGCUUGUGUUUCCUAAGAUUGGAGAGAGCUGGUUUGGGAGACUACGCAUGUCCUGCCAGAGGCUCUAGUGCAAGACCCCCUCGCUUUGGCAGGAGCCAGCACAGGAGCUAGUUAUGGAGGAAGCUUAGCAUUGAUGAUUUCAAUACAGAAUUCAAGGUGAUACAAUUUUUUUUUCCCUUUCUUUUUAGAAUAGGUUGCUGUCAAAGGGGAACGAGCUUGAUCUCAAAUGAAGUGUACCCAGAAGCCAGGCUCAGGGUAUUCUUGAGAGAGUUUUUUAGAGCCCUUAAAAAAAAUAACACUUUAGCAUUUCCCUGUUCUUCCUUUUCUCUAUCAAAUACUUUUUUCUCUAGUUUACAAAGGACAUGGAAAAGGAAUUUCCUCUGAGUUGUACAUGCUGUUUUCGAUGCUUAGACUACAGAUAGACUUGUUGAGCUCCUAAGAAAAUACAAGGAAGAACUCCUUGUUGUGCAGAGCACUUUACGAGAACUUUGUAUAAAUAGUAUGUGGCUGCUUCACUGUCUUGUAAGGCUGUACUUCUCUGUCUUUCCCGUAAGGCGGCUGCAGUGCCUUCUGUAGUGUAUUUUAGAUAAGGAGAGGUGAAGCCUUCUGAGAAAUUUGAGAGCAACCAUAAGAGAUCAUUUUAAAAUAGGUAGUAUUCCUGUAGACUUAUCAUCAUUAAACUAGUCUAGGGUCUAAACUUCUGCCACUGAAAUAACAUUGACCAAAAAAUAGUUUAUCAAAGGGAUUUGUGAAUAUAAAACCCAGUGUAGUCAUUGGACUUACAGGCACCUUAAAAGAAGACUCUGUCUAGCCGUCAAAUUCUGGUUCCUUAACAUCCAGUCUCUGAUGAUGCUUGAGAUCCCAUGGGACAUACUGGGGCAAGCAGAGAAGAUAAAAUCUCAUAUACUUGAGUGUGUUCUGUUUGUCCGUGUCGGAGAGGAAGAGCAUUAUGUAGUCAUAAAGACUUCGGGGCUUCAACACCGUCAACCCGAAACUUUGUAAAUAUUUUCUAGACUGUCGGGUGCCGUCGCAGCUCUUUAUCACACGGUGUUAUCUUUUACUCACCAGGCAGAGUUGGAGGCGCUGCAGGCCCUCCUCGGCUCUCACCUCCCCUUCUGUCCAGUCAGCGCUCCAGCCUUGUGCAGACCUCAUCUAGCUUUAGUUUGCAGGGUUCAGGUGACCUCUUCAAAAACUACCUCCUCAGACUGAGGUAAUGAAUAGUUAUUUAUUUUAAAACAUGGAAAGUCAGGAGCUCUAGAACGUGAAGAUGAUUUAAGAUUUCAGCUUUUCUGUGUACUCGUAUUUGAGCACUCUCAUUUUGUCCUAAAGGGCGUUACACAUUGAAGCAGUAAUGCUGAGAAGUGUAGCUCGGAGUAUCUGAAUGUUGAACGUGGUGCCAGAAUCUGUUUAGGGCUACGUUUCGGAAUCUUAACCUCAUAUCGGUUGCAUGAAAUUAAAUAGUUAUGGUUACCACUUCACUAACAGUGAUGUAAUUUUAAUUUUCAGGAGGCUUGGCAAGACAGUACAUCUUCAUACUGAGUUAGCCACAGCGUCUCACGUGCACAGAUGCUCCUAUAGAGACUGCCCAGUUAGGAGGGUAGAGUGAUUACUCAUUUUGCAAGAUUGUCCUCUCUGUCCAAAUUGGCACUGAUAGUGCUCACCUAUCAGCACUUUGAGACGAGCAGAUUUCCAGUCAUUAGGGUGUUAAAAAACAAAAACCCCAUCAUAGCCAGACAGGUUUCCUGUGAGUAUAAACAGCAACUAGCUCAUCCAUUGAAAUGGUGUAGGUAAGGCUCUAGAAAAAUAACCUUGACAAUUUGCCAAAUGAUCUUACUGUGCCUUUAUGAUGCAAUAAAAAAGCUAAAAUUUUAGCAGAAUCAGUGAUUUGUGAAGAGAGCAGCCACCUUGAUCUAACUCAGCUGUGUUAAUAUUUUUUAGCGUGCAAUUUAGACUGCAAAGAUAAAUGCACUAAAGAGUUUAUAGCCAAAAUCACGUUUAAAAAAAAAAAUGAGAAAACACACAGGUAAAUUUUCAGUGAUCAAAACUAUUUUUUUAAAGUACAUAAUCCCUAGUGUAGUCAAUAUAUUUAUCCCAUAGACCAACUAGGUUGAAAUCAUAAUUCAGCGACAUUUCUAGAGAAACUUUUUCUACUCCCAUAGGUUCUUCAGAGCAUGGAACUUUUAUAUAACAUGUUUGACAGACAUUCUAAGAAACUGCUAUAGUUUAGGCUUGAAGUACUGUAUGCUGGGCAGCAGUCAUGUAAAACUAGUGAGAAGAGGGAAAUUAACACAUAGGACAGAAUUUGAUUUUAUCAGUCCAGAGUACUGCUGCCAACCUAGACACUGAUUUUUCAGUUCAAAAUGUAAACCUGUCUCCCGGGACGACACAUUAAGUGGGACUGUCCUGCUAAUGCUGUUCAGGGUGCUCUGGGGCCAGGCAAGGUCUCCAGAGGCUCCUCUCUGAGAAGACAUUGGAAGAGCCAGUGACCUGGCUGGUAGGUGUGAACUGGACACACUCCCCAGUGUGCUUCUUGUAUCUUCUUUCCUCGUCACCCCCAAGAAAGGCUUCCGCGAGUUCUCUAGACUUUUUACUAAGGUGUGUCACUAAUGCCUGUAGGUUGCUGAGCCCCCGAGAAGCGCAGUAGCAUCUCGGCCUGACUGUGCGUUGGCCAGCGGAGAGGGAGGUGGCCAGUGAUUGUGUUCCGUGUUGCUAGCUCUGGUAAAUAGAAACUGCUGGUAAGAUUUUGGUCUUGUCAGUACACUAGAGAGUAAGUUUUGUUUUGUUGUUUCUAGAGAAUCAGUUUUCACUGCUAUUUGGGAAAACAUUUCCAUUCAAUUUCAGUCCUGAAUUUUGCCAGCUGUGGUCAUUAACAGUUUCUAUCAGGUAUUUUUAAGGUAGAUGAGGACAGAAACCGAAGUCCUGACCUAAUCUUAUAGAAACAGUGGUUUAUUUACAGCAGUUAGGGGUGGUUAGUCUCUACCUCAGAAAAGUGAUUGUGCAUCUUUUAUUUCAACAUCCACAACUUCAGCUGUUGUUUUUAGUUUUGUUAACCUUUUGACCCCCCUUUACCCAACUGUUUAGUUUUUUUAAUUAUUACUAAAUUGGUUUCAUUAAAAUGUCUGAUUUUAUCUAGAUAUUUUGACUGAUUACAGUGACAUGACCAGUUGUGCAUGAGGACACAACCAGUGUGUCUGUUUCAUUUGUAAUGCUUUUUUUUAAAAAAGAAUUUUAUAGAUUGAAGUACUCUAUGAAAAACAAAUAACUUUAAUAUGUUUAUUCAUGUUACUAUCACAAAAAAGGAGGGGGGGUUGUGCAAACUCUCUGCUUCUCCUGGCAGGCUGAGCACAUCGUCCAGCACCCACCAGUGGCUGGUUCUCAUCACGGGAUGUAUGUAGGGAAUCAAAAAUCGAGCAUAAAAUUCACUUAAGAAAUAAAACAGAGAAAAGGUUCUGUUUACAGGAAUGGAGAUGGGGGUUAAGAGUAAGUUGCAUAGUAAGUUGGUUCUGUUUUGAAAAUUGUGUUACAUUUGUGUGUUCAGCCUUUUUUAACCCACUUGUGUUUUGGUGCAGUAUGUGUUACCUAGGAGGAAACUUCAGACUAGCAGAAGCAACAAAGCUCAGAGACUAGGCACAAGUGUAGACAAAAUGGACCAAAAUGGGAGGGGGGUGGGUAAGGGAGUACGUCUAGGGGUAGGAAAAAUUGAUGUGAGGGUGGGAAAUAAACUACAAUUACCUGAAAUAAAAUGUAAGAGUGCAAUAAGUGUGCUUUUUAUUCUAAGCUGUGAACGGGUUUUUUAAAAAAAUCAUUCCUUCCUAAUACAUUUUGCGUGUGUUUCGUAGCUGAUUAACGCCAGCUAUGGGAACAUAUAAUGCCUUUUUAUUCAUGUUAAUUACCAGUAUAAAUGGCUAACCUUUCUGUCUUAUUUAUCUUCAUGUUAUAUUAGUUUACAUACAGGGGUUGUGUGUUUAUGCUGUAACUGUUCCCUCCUUCGUUUGAAAGACUCUCUUGGGUCCUCUGCGUUUCCUUCGGCCACAGGUUUGCGUCCCAGCCUGGCCUUCGUGCUGUCGCCUGAUUUGCAGGAUCUGUGUCUCAUCUGUUGGUUGUGUACUCUCACCCUUUCCUCACUUGGGUGUCUCCUAUAAUUGGAACGUACACCUAUGAGGAGAAUGUUUGACAUGUGUUCCUUUGAGUUCUGUUUAGUAGUUAGGAUUGCUCUUUGGUUUGGACCAAGAAAAGGAAAUCACCCCCCUUUUCGCUUAUUUCUUGGUUUGAGGACAGUUCUUCUACAAGAGAGAGGAAAGUGAAAUCCUUCAUGUUUUAUCUGCAGUGGGUUCAUGGCCCCAGGUUACUCCUCUGAACCUUGGGGUGAUUCACACACACAUCCUCUCCUCUCUUGCUGCCAAAGGUUUGGGUUUAGUUUGCUUCAGUUCCGCUCAAGCAUUGAGAAGGUUCUCAUGGAGUCUGGGGUAUGCCCAGUAAAAAGAUGGGGACCUUUUAAUUGUCCACAGACCUCUGUAUACCUGCUUUGCAAAAAUUACAAUGGAGUAAUAUUUUUAAAGCUUAUUUUUCAAUUCAUAAAAGAAGAAUUUAUUUUCAGUCAAAUGGAUGACAUCUCCCUUUUGUCCCUUAAUCCUCGAUGUUUGCUUGUUUUUUUUGUUGUUGUGGUUGGUUUUUUUUUUCAAUUCUUCCCCAUGCCCACUUCUUGAUACCUUGGGUUCUCUUUCCUGCUCAGGUCCCUUCAUUUGUACUUUGGAGUUUUUCUCAUGUAAAUUUGUACAAUGGAAAAUAUUGUUCAGUUUGGAUAGAAAGCAUGGAGAAUUAAAUUUUAAAAAAGAUAGCUGAAAUUCAGAUUGAAGAAAUUUAUUCUGUGUAAAGUUAUUUAAAAACUCUGUAUUAUAUAAAAGGCAAAAAAGUUCUAUGUACUUGAUGUGAAUAUGCGAAUACUGCUAUAAUAAAGAUUGACUGCAUGGAGAA
Sus scrofa (pig) is the source of this 9691-nucleotide messenger RNA. NCBI's taxonomy places the organism in Eukaryota, Metazoa, Chordata, Mammalia, Artiodactyla, Suidae. The record is from RefSeq and is a predicted model, not a curated record.